AUGGGUGGCCGGAUGCGCUGAGCCCGGCGCUGCGGGGCCGCGGAACGCGGGGGAGCAGCCGCCACCGUCGCGGGGAGGGGGGUGGGGUGGGACCCCGUGUGGCCUCCGGCGCUGGCGGGACGGGGCCGCCGUGGCGCGGUGUGUUCCGCUGUUUUGCGGCCAUCUGCAUAUUUUGUCUUUCUUUUUUUGAAUUUUGAACAUUUGACAAGACGAAGGGGUUCAAGGCAGGUGAGAGCAUCCCGCGCGUCGCGGCGGAGCCGGCCGGGCACUUGGCGCGCUCUCCAGAGACCGUCUGCACCGGGGACCUGAAAGUUUUUUUUUAUGCAGAUGUAUUUAUAAAGAUAUAAGUAAUUUUUUUCAUCUCGUCUCCAAGCGAGUACUUUUGGCAAAGGACGGAGGAAAAACCUCAGCAACAUUGGGGGGGGGGCGGUGUUUUUUUGCUUUUUUUUUUUAACUAAAAAAAAAUAUUUUCAACGCGAUGGAGAAAAUGUCCCGACCGCUUCCCCUGAAUCCCACCUUCAUCCCGCCUCCCUACGGUGUGCUCAGGUCCUUGCUGGAGAACCCACUGAAGCUCCCCCUUCAUCAUGAAGACGCAUUUAAUAAAGAUAAAGACAAGGGAAAGAAGCUGGAUGAUGAGAGCAACAGCCCGACGGUGCCCCAGUCGGCGUUCUUGGGACCCACCUUAUGGGACAAAACCCUCCCCUACGAUGGAGAUACUUUUCAGUUGGAAUACAUGGACCUGGAGGAGUUCUUGUCAGAAAAUGGCAUUCCCCCCAGCCCUCAGCAUGACCACAGCCCGCACCCUCCGGGGCUGCAGCCGGCUUCCUCAGCUGCCCCCUCCGUCAUGGACCUCAGCAGUCGGGCCUCCGCACCCCUUCACCCGGGCGUCCCGUCCCCGAACUGCAUGCAGAGCCCCAUCAGACCAGGUCAGCUGUUGCCAGCGAACCGCAACACGCCGAGCCCCAUCGACCCCGACACCAUCCAGGUCCCGGUGGGCUACGAGCCGGACCCGGCAGAUCUCGCCCUCUCCAGCAUCCCCGGGCAGGAGAUGUUCGACCCUCGCAAACGCAAGUUCUCUGAGGAAGAACUGAAGCCGCAGCCCAUGAUUAAGAAAGCUCGCAAAGUCUUCAUCCCCGAUGACCUGAAGCAGGAUGACAAGUACUGGGCGAGGCGCAGAAAGAACAACAUGGCAGCCAAGCGCUCCCGCGACGCUCGGCGGCUGAAGGAGAAUCAGAUCGCCAUCCGAGCUUCGUUCCUGGAGAAGGAGAACUCGGCCCUCCGCCAGGAGGUGGCUGACUUGCGCAAGGAGCUGGGCAAGUGCAAGAACAUUCUGGCCAAGUACGAGGCCAGGCACGGGCCCCUGUAAGAUGGCGCACGGAGCGGGGCUGGCUUCUGAUCAGAGGGACACUCCGUCUCCUGUCUGAUCAGCGCCACACCCGAGCCCGCCUGCCCGCCGUCAGCACUUUACCAGAGGCAGCGAUCCACACGACUGACUCACGUCGUGGUGUGCGUGUGCGCGCGCGCAUGUGCUUGUGCUCAUGUGUGUGGUCACCCGUGUGCGCGCACGCGUGCGUUCCUUUGCACUUGCCAUUUCCAGAUAACCCUCUCAUCCUCUCUUAGCUCCAAAAAAAAAAAAGGUGCCAUGUUUUUACUGGACUGUGGAGACCUCUCCUGGGGUUUCCUGCCCUCCCCCCGACCCCCACUUGCCCUUCCCACGUGGCUUCAUGUUCGCUCCUCCCUGCUCUUCCGGGGCCCUGCGUGUGGAUCCGCCGCAAAGGGCCCUGGGAAAACGGUAGCUCUCAGUUUUCAAGACGACAAGCCCUUGUUUCUGUUCAGCCCGUAAGCCGCCGAGCUAGCGCAGUGCACAAAACAAGCGGGCGCCGCCCCGCAGCGCGAGUCAGUCCUAGGUUGCUUUCCUCACGUCUUCGGUUUGGGUGGUAAUCGUCUUCAAGUUAAAAGUGCUGUUUAGAUUUGUUAGGUCCCGUAUUUACUUACCGCUAUCUACUAAGUUUCCUUUUAAUUCUACUGACUCCAGUUAAGUCAGAGUACUAUUAUAGAACACAGAGUGUGUUUCUGCACUGUCCGUACCUGAAGCAAUAAUCCUAUUGUACGCUAGAGCAUGCUGCCUGAGUAUUACUAGUGGACGUAGGAUAUCCUUCCUCCCUAAGAAUUCCACCCUCUCUUAAAAAACAGAAAUCACAGUAAUGCAUUUGAGCAUGCCCAGAACAUUCCCGGGACAGGGAAGCUGAGAGAAUGCCAGGUGUAAGAAGGAGGGGUCGAUUUAUCAGCACAGGAGCCAAAAACAAAACAAAACAAAAGAAAAAAACGCGUCUUGGAACAGGUCUGACAUGGAGAUGUUUGGUUCUGUUCUCUCCCUUCUCCCGCACCCACCCCCACUUUUAUAGCUAACGUUUUCCAUAGCCCUCUUGAUAUUCAAAACAGUUACUUAAGAUUCAGUUUUCCCCCAUUUUUUGUAAUAUAUAUAUUUUUGUGACUUAUUAUACCUUGCUGUUUUUAAAAAUCAGUUAAGUUAAUGAGUUGGUGUUUUGUACGACCCCUUUUCCCAGUGGUGUUAUUUUUGACUGCUUCAUAAAUUAAUGACUCUGGAGCUUUUGUUUCUUCCCUCUGUUUGCUUUUGAACGUAUGUGCUUUUAUAAAGUGGACUUUCUGAAACAUGAAUGUAAAAGACACUGGUGUAUCUCAGAAGGGGAUGGUGUUGUCGCCAACUGUGGUUAUUAACCCAAUCAGUUCCAAUGUUUACUAUAGACCCAAAGGAGAGGUUAUUAAAUUGUUUAAUGUUUAUACAGAGUAAUUAUAGGAAGUUCUUUUUUUGUACAGUAUUUUUCAGAUAUAAAUACUGACGAUGUAUUUUGGAAGACAUAUAUUAUAUAUAGCAAAGAGAAAAGGAUAACUAUUCCAUGUUUUGAAGCUAUAUAGCAAAGAUAUAUAUUCAUCGAUGUUGUGCAGAGAAGAAGGGCCUGGAGGGUUUGAAGUCUUCGCCGUUUUAAGCCUGUUGCUGACACAUCAGCGUGUUGUCUGCUUUCAAGUUUGGUGGCCGUGCGAGGCUUGCUGGGACGAAUCCUGCUCUCAAGUACAUGAGAUUUCUUGUUUCUCAUUAGGUCUCAGAAAGAAGUCAGUUACUGUCACUGAAAAGCACAAAAUAGAUGUUAGUCAAAUAUUUAUUGGAUGAUGCAGUGUUUCUCAGGAGAAGCAUCUGCCACAAAAAUGUUCACUACAAAAUUACGGCUUCACCGCAACCACCCCAGGCAGGUCUGUCCCUCCCCCUCCCGCCCCCCGC
Phyllostomus hastatus (greater spear-nosed bat) is the source of this 3298-nucleotide messenger RNA. It is a transcript of the gene HLF, whose product is annotated as HLF transcription factor, PAR bZIP family member. The coding region runs from base 479 to 1366 and encodes 295 amino acids. The transcript has 4 exons. Gene Ontology annotation, biological process: regulation of transcription by RNA polymerase II. Gene Ontology annotation, cellular component: nucleus. Lineage: Eukaryota; Metazoa; Chordata; Mammalia; Chiroptera; Phyllostomidae. The record is from RefSeq and is a predicted model, not a curated record. Gene Ontology annotation, molecular function: DNA-binding transcription factor activity, RNA polymerase II-specific; RNA polymerase II cis-regulatory region sequence-specific DNA binding.